CGGUUGUAAAAUGCAGGCCCCCUCUCUCCAUGGAACGCUCAGAGGAUCGCCAGAAGCCACCCAGGACGCCUGCCUAUGAUCACCGUACGUCGUAAGCUCCCAUGCUUUCUACACAUGUCCUCCACGUGUGAGGAUGCAAAUAAUGGCUUACAUUAACCAAUAUGCCUCGAUCAACGUUCUCGCUGUGCCUUUAUGCCGGCAUCACCGUGGUUUGGUACGCUGCAUUCAUCACGUUCAUGAUCGCCGCGCUUGGAUUUGUCAUCGCGGCAUUGUGGCGACUGAUCGAUCCAGCCGCCAGUCGAGCACCUUACGGCGUCCUUUUCAAUAUGUCCGCUGCACAGGCCACCCCGCUCUCAGUUCAACUCGAGUUGGACUUCAUCACGACCAAGUUUGCAACUGCACGCGUCCUUCGGCCAGACCUCAACGCAGUCAACCUCCUCGCGAUAGGUCGUGCAGUGGACCUCAACAUGGUGUGCGGCGUCGCGUGGAGCGAUGCCAUCGGCGAUAUGCAACGGCAGUUGGAUUUGCUUGCGCAGGCUAUUUCAAGCCAUCCCUCGACGUGCUCGGCCGUGCUCAUCGGCAACGAUGACAUGGCACGUAUGUCGUCCGAAACAGUUCGGCAAGCAAUAGUGACUACACGGGAGAGUGUGACGAAGGCCGUGAUGACUUGGAAAGAUCGGCAUCCAAAGGAUAGCACCACGAUCCAAGUACCUGUUGGGAUCGCUCAAACGGAUGCCCAGUGGGUUACUGCGACUGGAAUCGUCAUGGCUACGUAUUGCGACGUUGUGGGCGUCAAUAUUUAUCUCGACUCAGACGACAUGAUCGAUACUCUGAAUGUGAAAUGGAAUGCGAUGAAGGCGCUGUUUGGCGAUAGAGUCCGUUUGACGGGCGCGCGACUUGGUUCAUCGAAAGCUGCUGCGAUGGGGGCCUUUGAAACAUGGGCGCGAUCACGCAAGGCAGACAAGCUUGCAAUUUACGCCGAGUAUACCAGCCCGUACACGAAGCGGUGACAACACAUCUUAUGGUGCG
Messenger RNA from Aphanomyces invadans, 1029 nucleotides. RefSeq lists its product as hypothetical. NCBI's taxonomy places the organism in Eukaryota, Oomycota, Saprolegniomycetes, Saprolegniales, Verrucalvaceae. Bases 162 to 1010 code for a protein of 282 amino acids. The record is from RefSeq and is a predicted model, not a curated record. The transcript has a single exon.